GGUGAGGACACGCCUCGUGGCGAUCGGCCUGGAACCAUGGAGCAGUGGCCGGAGUAUCCCACAGCCAACCCAGCGGGGGCACCGAAGCAGACUGCACGAGUACCACAGACUUGCACACCAGUCGCACCAGUCCCGCACGGGCAGGGUGCGCCUUGCAUUAACCUUUGCAAUGCGCUUCCGUCGGUGCAUCCAGCACACCCAGCUUUAGGCCCUCCAACUCCUGCCAGACUGGUGUACCCUCCCUACCCUGCCUAUGCAAUGGCCACUCCCUACGCACCUUCACCCCAGAUUCCGCCGGCAAUGCCAUGGGUACCGAUGGAUCAUCUCAUGCAGGCUCAGCAGGCUGUGGCCUUGUCAGCAGCCGCAACUGCAGUCUCCUUGUGUUCGGCUUUGGCCGCUCCUGUGCUGCAGGCAAUGCCUCCUACAAUGCUUCCCUCGCCCAUACUCUUACCACCUCAGCCCUGCAUCCCUAUCCCGAUUAUGCCCACGGCUCCGAAGCCAAUGGAGGCUGCAGAGCAAGCCGAGGAGAGCCAGUUGGAGAAGAGGCAUCGGUCUAGGAGGUCACGUCUUUGGGUACACAUCUACUUGCGAAUGCAGCUGGAGGGCUUCGACCUCGUGCCGCGCCUCAUUGGCCGAAAAGGCUGCAACAUGCGGAGGAUUGCGGAGCAGACUAGCGCCAAAGUACGCAUUCGCGGCCAGGGCAGUGGCCAUUUGGAGAUUGAUGGCAAGUACGAGGCUCCGACGCCACUCAUGAUUGCAGUGACAACUGACCACGCUGACCCUGACAUGUUUAAGCAGGCCGUGCAGAUGACGUUAACCGUGCUCAAGGCGGUGGAAGGAUGCUUUCGGGUCUUCUGCUCUCAGAAAGGCAUUGAGCACGCCGGGCCUUGCUACUGCGUGGGCAUGUUGCAACCGAACGCUCAAGCAGCGCUGGGUUCACUGUUAGAUAAUGUGCCACUGAAUUCGGAGCAUGAGGAAUCUCGCGUUGCACCCGUUACGGAUGGCUGA
Molecule: messenger RNA, 1008 nt
Organism: Symbiodinium pilosum
Lineage: Eukaryota; Dinophyceae; Suessiales; Symbiodiniaceae
Source: the annotation of a GenBank genome assembly